This is a messenger RNA of Hipposideros armiger (great roundleaf bat), 1020 nucleotides long. It is a transcript of the gene GPR55, whose product is annotated as G protein-coupled receptor 55. The transcript has 3 exons. Gene Ontology annotation, molecular function: cannabinoid receptor activity. Gene Ontology annotation, biological process: positive regulation of Rho protein signal transduction; phospholipase C-activating G protein-coupled receptor signaling pathway. The record is from RefSeq and is a predicted model, not a curated record. Bases 7 to 1020 code for a protein of 337 amino acids. Gene Ontology annotation, cellular component: plasma membrane. Lineage: Eukaryota; Metazoa; Chordata; Mammalia; Chiroptera; Hipposideridae.
GGAGAAAUGACAGCUCACAGUUCGCUCAGCUGUACUGGACCACCAACAGAGAGUGAGAGGAACUUCAGCUACUCUAUGGUUGACGCAGGGAAGAACAUGAGCCAGCAAAACAAAAACGAGAGCUGCUCCUUCAGUGACAUGGAAGAGCGGAUAAGAAACGUGCAGCUGGCGAUCCAUAUCCCCACCUUCCUCCUGGGCCUACUGCUCAACCUCCUGGCCAUUCGAGGCUUCUGCACCUACCUGAAGAAGAGGUGGUUGGAGUAUUCUGCCACCUCCAUCUGCAUGAUCAACCUGGCAGUCUUUGACCUGCUGUUGGUGCUCUCCCUCCCAUUCAAGAUGGCCCUGAGCAAGGAGCAGAACCCCGCCCCAUCCCUCUGUACCUUGGUGGAGUGCCUCUACUUCAUUAGCAUGUAUGGGAGCGUCUUCACGAUCUGCGUCAUCAGCGUGGACAGAUUCUUGGCCAUCCGGUACCCAUUACUGGUCAGGCACUGCCGGUCCCCCAGGAAGAUCUUUGGAAUCUGUUGUGCCAUUUGGAUCCUGGUGUUGGUCGGCAGUACCCCCAUCUACAACUUCCAUGAGAAAGUAGAAAAUUACACGUGCUUCCACAAUAUGUCCGACGGCACCUGGAGCGCUCAGGUCAUCUUCCCCCUCCUGGUGUUUGGCUUCCUUCUUCCCAUGAGUGUCAUGGGUUUCUGCUCUUCCAGGAGCAUUCUUAUUCUGGUUGGCCGUCGGAACCACGCCCAGGACUGGGUCCAACACAGGGCCUGCAUCUGGACCAUCGCAUCCAAUCUGGUUGUCUUUGUGGCCUCCUUUCUUCCGGUCCACCUGGGUUUCUUCUUGCAGUUCUUGGUGAGGAAUGGCUUUAUUGUGGAGUGCGGUGCUAAGCGGAACAUCAGCUUGUUCUUGCAGUUGUCGAUGUGUUUCUCAAACAUCAACUGCUGCCUGGAUGUUUUCUGCUACUACUUUGUCAUUAAAGAAUUCCGUAUGGGGGCAGCCAGCCGAGUGGCUCAGAUACCAUGA